Molecule: messenger RNA, 955 nt
Organism: Pseudo-nitzschia multistriata
Lineage: Eukaryota; Bacillariophyta; Bacillariophyceae; Bacillariales; Bacillariaceae
Source: the annotation of a GenBank genome assembly
ACUAACCCAUCCUGUUUUGUGAUUUUGUGAUCGGUACAUCUCCGUUCGUUCAAACCGAAACUGAGAAUAUAAUUUGGAAYGGUAAGAGAAGCAUGAACUGUAAAUGAGUAUGUAGACGAGUUGCAUGGAUUAUCGACCUGAAGGCGAAAGGUACAAUCAAUGAAAGGCUACCAGUAACUUCCGACGAGUAAAAAUGAAAUGCAGGGACUGAAACAGAUGUAUAUAUGUUUAGAUGUGGGUUGAAAUUGAUGAACAAAUCCAAAGACUCAUAUUAUCUUUUGUUUUCAAUUCUUUUCUGUGCGAUUCACUGCUUCGUUCUGACGAAAACGCUUUGAAACAAUAUUUUCAAAUAAUCCAGAUGGCCGAAGAGCAACAGAACGUUCAAUACUUCGAUGCCAAGUAUUUGGACCCCAAGUUCCCCAUCGUCAAAGCAGACCCUACGGUCGACGAUGUCGUGAAGGGAAUGAGGACUAGUGAUUAUCUAUUUGUGUCAGGCGUUAUGGCAGGRACCUACGCCUACGGAUUUCUGCUGGGCAAGCCCGUCCGUGGUCCCACCGCCGUUAUGUGCGCGUCCGCUGGCUUUACCUUUGCCAUGUUCCACACCAUGCAAUCGGUGCGAUCUCGAUUCCUGGGAUACCGCGAAAACGACCGUGAGGUCCGAAAGUACGGACUGGCUCCCUUACAACCACGACGAAUGGAGAUCUACGACAAGCGAAAUCCGGUACGCCAAGCUAUGUUGACAAAGCCCGCCAUCAACUGGGACACUUAUUCCUAGAGCRAAAAGCGAUUCAUCGAUAAUUUCCUUUAAAACGAAAUCAACUUCUCUUUUGCACUUCCGUKUAUGAUAAUAGCAACAUAAAGAGUAAUCUAUUUCCGAAUUGCAAGUAAUUCAAUGUGUGAAUCUCCUCAAGAGACAUUAUGGCAGCGCGUAAACAAAUAAUAAAGAAACGGUGGA